AUGUUGCUAAAAGUAAAUGUCUCUGCAGGAAUAGAAAUUCUUUGUGUUUUGGUUCAGAAAGAUUUGAUCUUGGGAGGAGAAAGGUCAGGCAUGGAUGAGAAUGGGACACCAGAUUACAGCGGUGGGGGCUCGGACAUGGACCUGCUCAUGCUCUCAGGGUUUGAUGACCUUGACAGUUUCCCAGAGCUCGGCGCCGGUCCUUCAUUUAGUGACGGUAUCUUGCCGUCUUUCAGUGUUUCACCUGUGCAGCAGGUGACACAUAUCUCACCUUCACCACCUUCUGUGGAUGCUGAGGAGCAAGGUGAUGUUUCCAUUACUGAUGGUAGUGAUUGCUCUGUCAGUUUAGCCUCUAACGAGGUCAUGAACGUUAGCGCUCCCACUGUCCCAAAGACAGUUUAUGGUGGCGUCACCCUGAUGGAGAGGAUGCUCAGGGCAUUGGCCAUGCUUAAAGAAGCAUCAACUGCUGGGCCAGUCCUUGUGCAAGUUUGGAUCCCUGUAAGAAAUGGAGAUCACCAAGUGCUGACCACCUCUGACCAGCCUUUCUUGCUUGAUGAGAGGCUCACAGGGUACAGGGAAGUCUCUAGGCAGUUCACAUUCUCAGCCACAGAAGGACCUGGUCUGUUUCCUGGAUUGCCUGGGCGUGUUUUCAUAUCCGGUAUGCCAGAGUGGACAUCGAACGUGAUGUACUACAACACUUCAGAGUUCUUGAGGGUAGACUAUGCGAUUCGCAAUGAAGUCCGGGGAUCCCUUGCCAUGCCGGUUUUCAACUCAAGUGGCGGCUCUUGCUGUGCUGUGUUGGAAGUAGUCAUGACACAGGAAAAGGAUAACUUUUGCUCAGAGAUGGACAACCUUUCUAAUGCUCUGCAGUCUGUUCAUCUGAGCACUGUGCGAGCAAGGACACAUCCUCAGAGCCUUACUAGGAAUCAGCAAUCAGUAUUGACGGAAAUAUUGGAUGUUCUCCGAGCUGUUUGCCAUACACACAUGCUACCUUUGGCACUUGCAUGGAUUCCAGUUUGCCCCAACAGCAGUUUGAAUGUGUCAGCAGAGUAUGGUGACCAGGCUAUAAAGUUUGGUCUGAGGAACAAAGAUGUCCUUUGCGUUCAAGAAUCUGCCUGUUACAUCAAUGACAUGAGAAUGCAUGAUUUCCUCCGUGCCUGUGCAGAACACCCCCUUGAGAAAGGACAAGGUGUUGCUGGAAAUGCAAUUUUAUCAAAUCAUCCCUUCUUCUCAUCCGAUGUGAGAGAAUAUGAUAUGCAUGAUUAUCCGCUGGCACAUCAUGCCCGUAAGUUUGGUCUUCAUGCUGCUGUUGCUAUCAGGUUGCGUAGCACAUACACUGGCAAUGAUGACUAUGUGCUAGAGUUUUUCCUUCCACUGACAUGCAAAGUUCGUGAAGAACAACAGCUCUUACUUGACGACAUCUCAAUGACCAUGCAAAGAGUAUGCAGUAGUCUGAGAACAGUUUCAGAUGCUGAACUGAAGGAAAACACCACAACAAUGCGAUCAGAAAUAAGAUGCUCGUCGUCUGAUGUUUCUAUUAGUUCAUGUAACCAAAUUGAUGUAUCCAGUGAAGUCAAAAUAAAUGUGCCUUUAGAAAAUCAGAUAAAAAACAGUGUUGAGCAACUGGCGGAUAAAAAAUAUGCCAAGUUUGAACCUGGCACUACAUCUCAAAAUUUUGAAAACUGCAGCUCAACAGGGAAGAAUGUUAGCUUGACUCUCCUUCAGGAAUCUACAUCUGAUGGGCUGAAAAUACGCAGCUCAACGGAGAAGCAUGUUAGCUUGAAAAUCCUUCAGCAAUACUUUGCUGGCAGUUUAAAAGAUGCUGCAAAGAGCAUUGGUGUUUGUCCUACAACACUGAAAAGGAUAUGCCGGCAGCAUGGAAUAUCAAGGUGGCCAUCUCGUAAGAUAAAGAAGGUAAAUCGGUCACUAGAGAAGAUUCAGAAUGUGAUAAGUACUGUACACGAAGUGGAUGGAGUGAUAAAAUAUGAUCCUGCCACUGGAUGUAUUGUUUCAUCUGUUUCCCAUACUGAAGAGCCUUCGAUGAUGAAUGUUGAACAUCGAAGUUCUGAUUCCCUGCCCACUGAAUGCCGUAAGUUCCAACCUGAUUAUGAUGCAUACAAAAGAGAACAUCUAGGCCAAGCUGUACCCCACAAAGCACAGAAUGAGAAAAGGAGCGAAACUCAUAUUAACUUGAAUCCUGGAGGGUUAUCUCGAAAUUCACAUUUUGGUAGAACAUCAAAAGGGUCAGAGUGUCAGGAUGCGUCAAACGAUUCAUAUCUUACAAAAGAAAUGAUCUGUCCUGGCGGUAUGGAGAUGUGGGUUGAGGGAGCUGAGCAAAAGAAUGUAUUGUGGAAUUCUAUUUCUAUGCCUCAGCAAUGGAAAAUUGAGAUAGAAACAGACAAGUCUAAUGCGAUUGUUGAGCAAAGCCUGGCAUCUUCUUCCAGCAUGACAGAUUGCUCCAGUGGCGGUACAUCGAGUGAUGGGACUUUGAAGAAAUGCUUGAAGAGUCGACCAGUAGAUGGAAGCAAUGCGAGCAUAGUUGUGAAGGCCGCUUACAAGGAUGACACUGUAAGGUUGAAAUUACUACCAUCCAUGAAAUACCAGGAUCUGCUUGAAGAAAUCGCAAAGAGGCUGAAGCUAUCAGUUGGCGCAUUUCAGCUCAAGUACAAGGAUGAUGAGGAUGAAUGGGUGAUUUUAGCGAGCGAUGCUGAUCUCCAGGAAUGCCUUGAUGUACUAGACACCACCGGGGCACGCAUCAUGAAAGUUCAAGUACGAGAUGUUCCAUGUGCCACUGGAGCUUCUUCGGGUAGUAGCUUUAUAUCUGGUCAAUAG
Molecule: messenger RNA, 2829 nt
Organism: Triticum turgidum subsp. durum (durum wheat)
Lineage: Eukaryota; Viridiplantae; Streptophyta; Magnoliopsida; Poales; Poaceae
Source: the annotation of a GenBank genome assembly